Messenger RNA from Scophthalmus maximus (turbot), 3348 nucleotides. RefSeq names its product polypyrimidine tract-binding protein 2-like. Gene Ontology annotation, molecular function: mRNA binding. Gene Ontology annotation, cellular component: nucleus. Gene Ontology annotation, biological process: mRNA processing; regulation of RNA splicing. NCBI's taxonomy places the organism in Eukaryota, Metazoa, Chordata, Actinopteri, Pleuronectiformes, Scophthalmidae. The record is from RefSeq and is a predicted model, not a curated record. The transcript is spliced from 19 exons. The coding region runs from base 101 to 1771 and encodes 556 amino acids.
AUAGACGUGAAGAAGAACAACAACAACCAUUUUGCUCGGACUGUACAGGCAUCGUAGUGGGCCGAAAUAUCAAUAGACAGAAAGAGGACAAAGAGCUGCAAUGGACGGAGAUGUCGCGGUUGGUGUGAAGAGAGGCUCAGAUGAGCUCAACAUGUAUGGUAGCAGCCCCAGCUCUAUGACCGCGAAUGGCAGUGACAGUAAGAAACAGCGUCUGGACGAAUCACCUCCCUCCAGAGUUCUCCACAUCAGGAAACUUCCCAAUGAAGUGUCAGAGACUGAAGUCAUUGCUUUGGGUCUGCCCUUUGGAAAGGUCACCAACAUACUGAUGCUCAAGGGGAAGAACCAGGCGUUUCUGGAGUUGGGUACAGAGGAAGCAGCCAUCACGAUGGUGAACUACUACACAGCUGUCACACCACAGGUCCGAAACACUUCUGUCUUCAUCCAGUAUUCGAACCACAAGGAGCUGAAAACAGAUUCUGCUCUCAACCAGAGGGCCCAGGCAGUGCUGCAGGCGGUGUCAGCUGUUCAGGAUGGAAGUUCUCCAUCUUCUGACCCAGGAGUUCUGGACCUUGCUCCACCUCCCAGCCCUGUGCUGAGAAUUAUUAUUGACAACAUGUUUUAUCCUGUGACACUGGAUGUUCUUCAACAGAUCUUCAGUAAGUUUGGCACCGUGAUGAAGAUUAUAACCUUCACCAAGAACAACCAGUUUCAGGCCCUUCUUCAGUUCAGUGACCCCGUCAAUGCACAGCAAGCUAAACUGUCUUUGGAUGGACAGAACAUCUAUAAUUCAUGCUGUACUCUGCGGAUAGACUUCAGUAAAUUGGUCAACCUCAAUGUCAAAUACAACAACGAUAAGAGUCGAGAUUACACCAGACCUGACCUUCCUACUGGAGACGGAGAGGCAACCAACAAGGAUCAUUCUCUAUUGGGUACCCCAUCUGGAGCUCUAGCGUCCUACUCCAGUGGAGGAGGCUACUCGUCUUCACUCUCCCUCUCGCAGGGUGGAGGAGCCAUUAGUCCUCUGAGUGCUGCAGCCGCGGCAGCAGCAGCUGCAGGUCGCGUUGCUCUGUCUGGCUCCGGAGUGUCAGGAGUCCUGUUGGCAUCCAACCUAAAUGAAGAGAUGGUCACGCCUCAAAGUCUCUUUACCCUCUUCGAUUGUGUGUUAAUCCAGUGCAGUCAUAGAGCACGUUUUCAUGUUAUUCGACAACUUUGCCGCUGGGAUUAUCUGCCACUCAUCAGCCAAACAGUUUCAGGAGUCUAUGGGGAUGUCCAGAGGGUAAAGAUCCUCUACAACAAGAAGGACAGCGCUCUGAUCCAGCUGUCUGAUGGCAACCAGGCUCAACUGGCUAUGAGCCACUUGAAUGGUCAAAAGGUGUUUGGUAAAGUGAUGAGAGUGACACUGUCAAAACAUCAAACCGUGGCUCUUCCCAGAGAAGGACUGGAUGACCAACUACUAACCAGGGAUUUCUCUGGCUCUCCACUCCAUCGCUUUAAGAAGCCAGGAUCCAAGAACUUCCAGAAUAUCUUUCCUCCCUCUGCUACUCUUCAUCUCUCCAACGUUCGGGAUGGUAUGGGAGAGGAAGAUCUUCGUCUUUUGUUCUCUAACAGUGGAGGAACUGUCAAGGCCUUCAAGUUCUUCCAGGAUCGUAAGAUGGCCUUGAUCCAGAUGACUUCAGUAGAGGAAGCCAUCCAAGGACUGAUGGACCUUCACAACUAUGACAUGGGAGGGAAUCACCAUCUAAAAGUUUCCUUUUCAAAGUCCACCAUCUAACCCUCACACCCGGCUCCUACACCUGAAGAUCCACGACGAGUGAGGAAGUCCCUACUAGUUGUCCUCUUUUCAACAUGUUCUGUUAACAUCCUCCGCAAUGUCCCAAAACUUCAAAUGAUGUAGGACAAUAUCACACUUGAUGUGAUUUAAAAGUCCAAAGUUAAAAAUUAAGACAUUAUAAAUCUUAUAUUUUAAAUAUUGAGAAAAUCGAUUGGUCAAGAGUGUAAACUCUUGACCAAUCGAUUUUCACUCUUCCUUUGGUCAAGAGUGUAAACUCUUAACCAAUGGAAGCAGUACUUACCCCAGCCCCCGGCCCAUAGGCAGUUUGCUCCUGGGUGUGUCAGUACAUGAGACAGACUUGAACUCAUGCUCUCUCACCUGUCGGCAUUGCAGUAGACACUUUUCCUUGAAUUGUCUGUUGAGCUUUGAGUUCUGUAAUUAAUGAUUACUCACUUUUAUGUACAUUGUGUUGCUACCUGAACUUUUUCUGUUCCCAAGCAAAUGUCCAUUUUGAAUCCCACGGGACAGUCACAGUCCUUCUACUCAUUCUCUGUGGUAGUUUCUCCAACAAAACAUCAUACAUGAUCAAUUUCAUCAUCAUUUGUCUGACUCCUCUUCUACCUUUCUUUCAUUUGAAGAUGUAUUUCGGACCUAGUGGUUUGUGACACAACCCACUCGUGCUGAUUCACUUAAACAUUUUCAAAGACAUUAGGAUCCAUAAAUCCUCAAAUGUUCUAUAAAAGCCAUGUGAUGCAAUUUUUAAUUUAAAGAAAACAAUUUUUAUGAACAAUCAAACUGAGGCCGUUUAUACUUGAAAGCUAUCCAACUACAAGCAUCAAGUUAAUCAUAGCUGUCUGAGUGGGGAUGUUUAAAACAUAUUCUGGGAAAUGUGACGCUUGUUGAGGACAUUUGAGUUCUCCCCAAAUUUCCUUAACAAAAUAAUUUGCAUUAUGCAUUGAUAUUUAUGUUGUAAAAAUAUCAAGGAUCCAAAGGUUUCUGUUAGACAAGGAUCCACCAUUCACCAUGUGAUUGUGGUCUUGGUCUCUGGUUUUGGGAGGAGACUAAAGUAUGUGCAUUCUUUCUGAGGUCUGAUUUUAUCGUUGAUUAUUUUGUGUUUUUAAACAGUUAAUUUUACCAGCAAUGUUCGUUGAUCCUGGGUUAUAAACCUGUGCGAACUAUUAUUUGUUGAAUAGAUGUGAACCUUUUCUUCCCAGUCAGACAACAUGAACUUCUUUAUCAAGCAGAGAUUCACAGAAUGUCACUUAUUGAACUGAGGGUAUCUCCAGUGUUUCUAAGUUUUUUGUUUUUUUUACUUAUCUCUGGUUCUUACUUGCAGCUGCAUUUUAUUUGGAUGAUUUCGAUUUUCUGUUAGGGGGUUGUUUUAAUUUCUCAACGUGAGUUCAGUUCAUUUAUUUUUUAUUUUAUUUUUUUUCUUAAAAUUUCAUAUUAGCACAAAUUAAACACGUCUUUUCUACCAAGGAGGCCAAGUUGAAUUGUGUGUUUGUGUAUGUUUGUACUUGGUUCAGACCUCUGCUCUCAUCUGUCUUACUGUCAAUAAACUUCUCUCACUCUGUCCA